GCCGCCGCCGAGAGGUGCCGAGACAUGGGAGAACAGCCCAUCUUCACCACCAGAGCCCAUGUCUUCCAAAUUGACCCCAGCACCAAGAAGAACUGGGUUCCUGCAAGCAAGCAGGCUGUUACUGUUUCCUACUUCUAUGACAGCACGAGGAACAGUUACCGGAUUAUCAGUGUGGAUGGAGCCAAGGUGAUCAUAAACAGCACCAUCACCCCCAACAUGACCUUCACCAAAACGUCGCAGAAGUUUGGGCAGUGGGCAGACAGCAGAGCCAACACCGUGUUCGGGCUGGGCUUCCCCUCUGAGCAGCAGCUGACAAAGUUUGCAGAGAAGUUCCAAGAAGUAAAAGAAGCUGCCAAACUUGCAAGAGACAGAUCUCAAGAGAAAAUUGAGACCUCAAGCAAUCAUUCACAGACCAGCUUUGCAGCCAAGAUGAAAAGGGAGAUGCAGGAGACACCCAGUGUUCGUUUGUGUGUUGUGCUGCAGGAGUCUGGACGUGAAACUCCCUCUUCCACUCGAGCUUCAAGUGUGAAUGGCACAGACGACGAGAAGGCAUCACAUGGUGGCCCUGCUGAGGCACAUCUCAAAUCUGAGAAUGAUAAAUUAAAAAUUGCUCUAGCCCAAAGUUCAUCCAACGUGAAGAAGUGGGAGACGGAGCUGCAGUCUCUGCGGGAGAGCAACGCGCGGCUGUCCACAGCGCUGCAGGAGUCUGCGGCCAGCAUCGAGCACUGGAAGAAGCAGUUCUCAGCCUGCAAGGAGGAGAAUGAGCAGCUGAGGGGCAAGAUUGAAGAAUUGGAGGAACAGUGCAAUGAAAUAAAUAAAGAGAAGGAAAGAAAUGCACAAUUGAGUAGACGUCUCCAGGAACUGGAAACAGAACUUCAGGACAAAGAGCUGGAACUGGAAGAGCUCCGAAAGCAGGGUGAAAUUAUACCAGAGCUAAUGUCAGAAUGUGAAUCUGUAUCUGAACAAUUACAGGCUGCUGAGAAAAAGAACAAAGAUCUCGAAGAGAAAGUCAGAACGCUAAGGACAGAAGUUGAAGAGAACAAACAUAGGCAGACCAACCUUAAAACUGAAUUAAAGAAUUUUUUAGAUGUACUAGAUGGGAAGAUAGAUGAAUUACAUGAUUUCCGACAAGGACUGUCUAAACUUGGGGUUGACAAUUAGAUGGCAAUAGAUCUUUUUUGUAAUCUAGGGUCUGGAUGUUCGAUGUUUUGUUGAUCCCAAACGUGUGUUUUACAAAAUAUAACUAGAAUAUUCCACUUGUUUGCAUUGGUUUUGUACAUAGAGGCUGAAAAUUUGCUGUGGGGUUUUUUUGGUGGGUUUCUUUUUUUUUUGUUUGUUUAUUUACCAAACCAAUCGUGCUGCUCACUGAAUUCUGUUGAGAUUAGAAACUUUCUAUAUCGCUGCUCUGGCUUUGUGGGGUUGGGAACAGGUAGAGAGUUCUGUCUCAGGAAUCUGGAACUAGAUCUACCUUAAAAUGAAUAUGCAGUUAGUUGUUGCAGGGAAAUUUAUAUCUUUCUUAAGGGCUGUUGCACCCAUAGAAACAGAAAAGAAGUCUUUUUCUUGACCGAACUAUCAGCACUCUUAGCAGAAUUGACUUUAUUCCAUGGUGGAGCAGAGAAAUUAGCUGGAGCCCCUGCAGUUUGUAAAAUGUGCCUGUGAUGAGCUGCAGUCAGGAGAAUCACUUCUCACGGCUACCAGUAUCUUUAGAGACCAUGCCAAUCAGGCCUGAUUCACCAAAAAACCCCAGUGGAUUUCAGAUAACCUCUGAUAGAGGUUUCAUGUGCUUGCCUGGACCCAUACAGCACAAAGUCAACAGUGCAGAAAUGAGUUUCAGCUCUUUAAGACACAUGACUUCAAGAGCUGAGAGUCAGUGAGGGCAACUUCUCUUGCCUAGCAGCAUCACCUCUCUCUGGCCUUCAGUUUUGAACCCAUAUAGUUCCAUCAUUAUGUGCAACUCUGAUAAAUGCCCACCUGAGUCUGGGGGGUUUAUUUUUAAAAGUGAUAUGUUGCUGGUUUCUACAGGACUUAUGCCCCACUGCAUGCAACUUGAUUGUUAUUGAUUGACUUCUGCAGCAGUGAGGAAGGAGACAUGGGUCUGAAAAGCAUCAUAAAGUUACUGGAAGGUGUUGCUGAGAAACCAAUUUCUGCCCAGGAUACUGGCAGGGCAAUGGCCAUGUGAAAUCAAAGUCCUUUCCUUUGAUUUCUGCAUUCUCUGGCACUAGGGUAGGAGUUAGUCACCGAGCUAGAUUGUACAAAAAAAACCCCUCAACCCGAGAUGCAGAAAUGCUUUUUUAUUCUUGAACUGAUUAUUCAGCAGCUCUAAGAGUAUUUUGAGAAAUGCAAGGUCAUACCCUGGCCUUCAGUGAGGAGGAAGUUCAGUUCAUCACAGACAAGGGUGUCAAAAGGGCCAGAGAGGAGAAUCCAGCCCAAGCUUUGCUCUUUCCCCUAGAACUUCCUUCAACUUUUCUCUCUUUCUCCAUAAUCUGUUUUGAGAGUGUUGACAUGGGAACUUAAUUAAUUCAGGAAGGUACUUGUGUGUACAUGAUAUUGUUAUUUGUUUGAUUCAGACAACAGCUUGGUUAAGCACUGUGUUGGUGCUUUCCAGCAGUGACUGAUAUCAAAUGGCCAUGCUUUUCUUGGAAUUCCAGGGCUUUUUUCUUUCUUUGGGACAUCUUGAUUAUUAAAGUGACCUUUAAAAGAAAGGUGGGUUGUAGAUGAAACAUGCAUUGAAUACUUUUUUGCAGAUGAAUAUAUAAUCCCCAUGGUGGAGAUAGGAUCUGUCUGCAAUUGUCCCUUGAAUUUUCAUUUUAUCUGUUACUGUUACAUUAUCUUCAUUGCCUGUUUUUUAGAAUGGGCUUUGAGUAUUUUUGCUUUAACUCCUUUGAAACAAUGGGUGUAGAGCUAGGACCUUUCAUAACCAUUAUGACCAUUUAAGUCUCUUUUUAAAAAAUUGAUUUAGGCUGUUGAUAUUUGAAAAUAAAAAUAAAAGUCAGGUACAUAGCACGUAGGCGUGUGAAAAUUAGACUUUGCCAACAUGGAAGAUUCAACAGUUGCAUAAUGUGGGGUUAGAUCAGACUUCUCAAAAUUGAAAAUGACGUCAGAAACUGUGUGGUUGUGCACAAGUAGUCUCCAUUUUUAGUCUUUUUAUUUGAUAGAAAGUCAGAUAUACACCAUAAUUUAGCAGGCAGCUCAUCCUGCGUCUCCUCUCCUCCCAUGCUGCUUUUUGGUCCCUGCAUCAGCUGGAAAGCACAGGAUAACACAAUUAAGAGCUGCAAGCAAUACUGGCAGUCAGGGCCCUCAUUCCUCACAGUGGUUCAUUGCUUUUGCACCAAGGACCCUGCCCUGUCUUCCUGCUGAGUAAUCUUAGGGCUUCUCUCUUUGUUUUAACAUAAAUUACGUUUUUAACAUGAUACUGGGUAAAAGGAUGCAAAAGACUCUGU
This is a messenger RNA of Sturnus vulgaris (Common starling), 3440 nucleotides long. It is a transcript of the gene HOMER2, whose product is annotated as homer scaffold protein 2. Gene Ontology annotation, biological process: G protein-coupled glutamate receptor signaling pathway. The record is from RefSeq and is a predicted model, not a curated record. Gene Ontology annotation, molecular function: G protein-coupled glutamate receptor binding. NCBI's taxonomy places the organism in Eukaryota, Metazoa, Chordata, Aves, Passeriformes, Sturnidae.